AUGAUGGCCCUUAUCGACUAUCGUUUGCGUAUUACGCUUAACGAUGGCCGCCAGAUGACCGGUCAGCUUCUCGCAUUUGAUACCCACAUGAAUCUUGUGUUGUCAAAUACCGAAGAGUUCCGACGCGUCAAGUCAAAAAAGAGAAAGGCUGCUAAGCCCAACAAGAAACAAAAAAUUGCACAUGGCGACACAACGGAGGGUGCCCGCGCUGAGGGUGACCAAGGUGACGACGACGAAGACGACCACGAGCCCCUCCCGGCCCAAGAACAGAAGCGGACUUUGGGUCUGGUGAUUUUGCGCGGCGAAAAUGUUAUAAGCAUUAGCGUUGAAGCGCCUCCCCCGGAAUCAAAGCGCGAAGCGGCAUCGCUGGCUCCUGGACCGGGACGGGGAGUGCCUGCCAGUCGCGGUGCUGCUAUGCCCAUGGGUGCACCCCCGUUUGGUCCCCCGCCGGGCAUGCCGACAGGGCCGCCGCCUGGCUUUGCUGGUCGCCCACCCAUGGGACCGCCGCCGGGCUUCGGACCGCCGCCUGGCUUCCGUCCGCCUGGUGUGCCGUAG
Messenger RNA from Malassezia sympodialis ATCC 42132, 555 nucleotides. It is a transcript of the gene SMB1, whose product is annotated as mRNA splicing protein SMB1. Gene Ontology annotation, cellular component: U4 snRNP; U1 snRNP; U5 snRNP. Gene Ontology annotation, molecular function: snRNP binding; RNA binding. NCBI's taxonomy places the organism in Eukaryota, Fungi, Basidiomycota, Malasseziomycetes, Malasseziales, Malasseziaceae. The record is from RefSeq and is a predicted model, not a curated record. Gene Ontology annotation, biological process: mRNA splicing, via spliceosome.